Molecule: messenger RNA, 349 nt
Organism: Drosophila teissieri
Lineage: Eukaryota; Metazoa; Arthropoda; Insecta; Diptera; Drosophilidae
Exons: 2
Coding region: 11-349 (112 amino acids)
Source: RefSeq, a predicted model, not a curated record
CAAACAAAUUAUGGAAACAAAAACUCGGACACGCUCCGCGGUGUUCACCCGGCGAUCGGCCCUUGCCCCUUGGCUCCUGGGUUACCCCAACGUAGGCCACACCCACGAUUCGAACUCCGUCGUGGCGAACCCGAGAGCAUCGUCGGCAUCCAGCUUCAGCUCCUCUACGCAUCUGGACAGCGUGUCGGCCACAACGUUUUCGGAUCCCUUCCGGUGCGCUAUCUGGAAGUCGAAGCUCUGCAACCUGAGUGACCAUCGUGCCAGGCGCCCACUAAGGUCUUUCAUGGUCAUCAGCCACUUCAGACUGGCGUGGUCGGUGAUGACCGUGAACUGCAUCAGUUCCACGUAG